UUUUCCACCCAGCAGGAUGGGUGAUGCUAAAUGCUCCCUCAUUAGACAACAGACACGAGAGGUCAGGAAGAAACCGCUUAUAAAUUACCGUUUCCUCCCUCGCAGCCCGGCUAGUUGGACUGCGACGCGGAGCAGGACGCACGCUCCAGGCUCCCAGCGCUCGCAGACGCCGGUUCCUUGACAAAAGCAGCGGCGGCAGCAGCAGCGGCAGCGGCGGCACCAGUCACGGCAGCGGCGGCGGCAGGUAGCAUUGUCGCGGCUGCUGGAACCGGGGCGCGGGGAGGACGAGCCGAGAGAAGGAAGAAAAAGAAAAUAUUCAUUCUGAAGAGACUUCUAAAUAAGUCAAAAGAAUGGCAACUAAGGAAAAGCUUCAGUGUUUGAAAGAUUUUCACAAGGACAUCUUAAAACCUUCCCCUGGCAAGAGUCCAGGAACCCGGCCUGAGGACGAGGCUGAAGGGAAGCAACCACAGAGGGAAAAGUGGUCAAGCAAGAUUGACUUUCUGCUGUCCGUGGCAGGUGGUUUUAUCGGCUUAGGUAACGUCUGGCGUUUCCCAUAUCUCUGCUAUAAAAAUGGCGGAGGUGCAUUUCUUGUACCUUACUUCAUUUUCUUGUUUGGAGGUGGCUUGCCUGUAUUUUUCCUGGAGGUUGUUAUAGGCCAGUAUACCUCUGAAGGUGGAAUUACUUGCUGGGAGAAGAUCUGCCCUCUUUUUAGUGGAAUCGGUUAUGCUUCCAUUGUGAUUGUGUCCCUCCUGAACGUGUAUUACAUCGUCAUCCUGGCAUGGGCGAUCUACUACUUGUUUCAGUCAUUUCAAAAAGAGCUCCCCUGGUCCCUCUGCCAUCAGAGCUGGAACACCCCGAAUUGCUUGGAAGACAUCCUGAGAAAGAACAAGACACUUUUGGGCGAGAAUUAUGCAAACUACACAUCACCUGUCACCGAGUUUUGGGAGCGAAACGUAUUGAGCCUGUCCAAGGGAAUUGAUGAUGUUGGUGCUCUGAAGUGGGACCUAUCCCUCUGCCUCCUCUUGGUCUGGAUAAUUUGUUUCUUCUGCAUUUGGAAAGGAAUCAAGUCAACUGGGAAAGUUGUAUACUUCACAGCCACAUUCCCCUUCGUCAUGCUUUUCGUGCUGUUGUUACGUGGAAUCACCCUUCCUGGAGCUGCCUCUGGCAUCAAGUUUUAUCUGUAUCCCGAUGCCUCCCGUUUGAUAGAUCCACAGGUCUGGAUUGAUGCCGGGACCCAAAUCUUCUUUUCCUAUGCUAUCUGCUUGGGGGCAAUGGUCUCGCUGGGAAGCUAUAACAACUACAAAUACAACUGCUACAGGGACUGUAUGCUGCUGGGAUGCCUGAACAGUGGUACCAGUUUUGUGUCUGGCUUCGCAAUUUUUUCCGUCCUGGGCUUCAUGGCACACGAGCAAGGGGUGGACAUUGCAGAUGUGGCCGAGUCAGGUCCAGGCUUGGCCUUCAUCGCCUACCCGAAAGCUGUGUCAUUGAUGCCGCUGCCCACGUUUUGGGCCAUUCUUUUUUUUAUUAUGCUUCUGUUGCUUGGACUGGAUAGCCAGUUUGUUGAAGUUGAAGGACUGAUCACAUCAUUGGUUGAUCUGUACCCAUCCUUCCUAAGGAAGGGUUACCGACGGGAAAUCUUCAUUGGUUUAGUGUGUAUCCUUAGCUACUUUCUGGGCCUUACUAUGGUGACUGAAGGUGGCAUGUAUGUGUUUCAACUCUUUGACUACUAUGCAGCUAGCGGUGUAUGCCUCUUGUGGGUUGCAUUCUUUGAAUGUAUUGCUGUUGCCUGGAUAUUUGGCGCUGAUCGUCUUUAUGAUCGCAUUGAGGAGAUGAUUGGAUAUAGACCUAACCCCUGGAUGAAAUGGAGCUGGUGUGCCAUCACACCAAUUCUUUGCACCGGAUGCUUCAUCUUCUCUCUGGCUGAACAUACACCACUGACCUACAACAAGGAGUACGUCUACCCCAGCUGGGCCAUAGGCCUGGGCUGGGUCUUGGCCCUCUCUUCCAUGUUAUGCAUCCCCUUAGUGAUGGUCAUCCGGAUUGCCCAGUCACGUGGAACACUCAUUGAGAGGAUAAAGCUAGCAACUGUUCCCAAGCCUGAACAUCGGUGGCAGCAUGAGCCUGAGGGGUCCACACCAUUCUGUUCCAGGGACAACUCAAAUGGCAACCUCAUGAAACCCACCCAUAUCAUUGUGGAGACCAUGAUGUGAGCUCUCUCUGUGAGAGGAGAAACCUGCUUUAACUGCCGUUUACUAACCUUAGAUUCUCAUAGUACCAGGUUUACAGAGCUUUAUAUUUGCACUAGGAUUGGAUUUUUUUUUUUGUUUUUUUUUCUUGUUUGUUUUUUCAUUCUCACAGAGAAAGUUAUUUUUCAUGUGUGCGCACGUGUGUGUGUUGUAUUUUUUUUAAAGACUUUUAUAAGGUAACCACAUGCAGACGUCUCAAAGGAGACUGAGCUUUCAUAUCAAAUUAGAUGUAUUACAGGAAUUUAUUAAUUUUUUUUAUAACCAGCUAUGAUUAUACACCUUUACCACUUGAAUCGAUCUUCUUGCCAGCAAUAUAUUCAGUUUCUAAAGCAAUCUCCAGGUGCUGGUGUGGUUAGGUCUUGCACAGGAGCUCUAGGGUAAUCUUUGUCCCAAAGAGCAAAAAGAAAUGCCAUUCUGAACAUUUCAAAGGUGUAGUACCUUCUGAAUGUGGUUCAGGCAAAAACAAAAUGGGCAGGUGGAGAGGACCUGGUAAGCCAGUUGACUGUUGGCCAUUGUUGACCAAGGUCACAUUGCCCAGGGCUGCAUCAGAAGGAUGAAGGAAGCAGGGAGGUGAAGCCAUUAAAAAGUUGGAUGUUGGAGCUUCAUUAUCCUUGUAUUUGUAGCUGAGGCGAGAGAGAUGCACACACACACGCAUACACACACACACACACAAGACUGAGAGUGAAACAAGAGACCUCCAACCCCCGCAAAAACAGCAAAAGAAAUGAACUUGUCUUGGAGUUUACAGCAGAAGUAGUGUCACUAAAGACUUUCUAAGAGUAGUAAGAGCCUCUGUUUCAGCAAAAUUUUUAAUAAAGUGGAAAAAAAAGAAUCAUAAUCUAGACUUUUGAAAAUUUUCGUUAAUAAAAAUAUAUAUAUUCUAUAGUUUCAAAGAAUUGAAUUGAAUACAGUUAUUAUGAUUUAAAAUUAGAACUCAUUAAAGACAUUUGUAGACCUCUAAUAUUUAUUAUAACUCAUCAGUGGCAAAGAUUAUCCCUCUAGUUUUGUUUUGCAAGCCAUUUUGCUAGAUCAGCUCCUCAUUCCAUCCCGAUGGAGUUGGGCUCCCCAGUCUUCCUGGCAGGGCUAGGGGAUAAAGGAUGGCAAGCUACAGGCACUGAGACCCACCAAGGUGGGUUUUUUAUGGUAACUGUCAGGCUGACCCAUUUAUAAUUUUGGGGUCAUUCUAGAAUUGCUUAUCCAUAUUCGGCCUUGAUCUUCAAAUAAUUGAUUUUCCUCCAGUGUGCUCAGGUUUCAGGAAGCCCUAAGGAAAAGGAGGGGGUGGUCUCUGUUGAAUCACAGGGGACUACCUCUAUUCUUGAAGGGUUUUGUUUCAGCUACAGGGUCCAUAUCUGCUUCCAUACCAUCACAUUUUUGUUGUUGUUAUUGUUUUUUAAUUUGUUUUUACAUUUUUUUUUAAAUGGAAACAUACCUGGUUCUUGACAUUCCUAAAAAAUCAUGAAUCCCUAACCCACCAUUAAGGUGUGACUUUUUUUAAACCAACCCAUGCAUUUGAUGAGUCACAUGGCUACAGGGAUGAAGGAGGAGAGUGUAAGUGGACCAAAGGAAGUGUGAUGUGCAUUUGGGACCUGCCUUGGAUUGGGGGGUUUUGAGUGGGACUUUGGGGAUGUGGCAGUCACUACAAAUCCAGUGUACUGUUACUCUUUCUGACAUUUCCCAGACUUCUCUCAUCAACUCCUCUUUCCAUCUCCAAGUAUUUGUUUAAAAGAUAUGGAAAUAGAAGCCUUCCAGCAAAGUCUGUAACUAAGUCUUUUUGGAGUUAGGAGGAGGGAAAGGUAGCCAGCAGUCAGUGAGACACUCUGGCGAAUCCCUUCCCUACCUCCUGGCUUAUUUGAAUUGUCCGUUGGACAUCCAUCCAGAUUUAGUCACAGCCAAACGGGGAAACAGCAGCAUGUUGCAACUCGGUCUUCUCAACAGCCACUGCUAAGAUAAGCAGCCUCCUGGUUCACCUGCCCACCCAAGGCUCAAAGAAAAGGGAUUUCCACAUCAUCCAGGGGGUAACCAUGGUCCAUUUCAUAGCGACGGGAUAGGACUUGGGCAGGCAUCCAGCUUUAGGUAGAUUCCAGAGUAGCAAAACGCUAAUUUUUAUGUUGCUAGAUGUGUCGUUUAGACAUACACUACAUAGCAAGAGACAGUGGAUGGAAGUGGGAGAGGGGGAAGGGAAGAACUGAGGGAUGGGAGAAUUUAAAAAAAAGUUUAUAUAUUAAUAUUGUCGGUGGGGGUAAUACCCCCAAGACAAUAUUUCCCCAACCCCCUACAGGGUGAAUAAUCAUGUUCCACUAUGAACCAGAGAAGAUGGUACUACACCUUUAAAAUCACCAUUUUAAGGAGACACCAGCCCCAUUUCUAACUUGAACUGUGCCAUUCAAAUCAUUUGCUUCCAAGUUCAGAGUAUAUUACCAAAAAAUAAAAAAGUUUCUAAAGUGUCACACACAUAUGCAAUGACCUCAUUGUAUGAAGUGAAGUGUAUGAAAUGAAGUGUUUUUGUUUUUGUUUCUGUUUUUCCUGGGAUAAGGUACUCUGGCCCUGGUAGUAGGAUUCAGCCUAGCUUAGAGAUAAGGCUGGAUUCUCAGAAAGCAGGAUCUCAUUAAGCAAGCCUGCCCUCCAUCCUUGACUCCAGACACAGAGAGGUGUUUGCGACAUGUCCUGUUGGAGGGGUGCUCGAGGUGGGAGGGCAGUGCUUCUCAAAUACUUCUAUCUGUUCUAAAUGUCACCCGUUAAAAAAAAAAAAUCACCACCACCACCACCACCCCAAUGAUAUUCUGCCAAAUGUAACUUAUAAUCCAAACUCUUUAACAAUUCUGCUAUGUUUAUAUUUUUCUAGGUAUUUAUGAUUGUAAAUGUGUCUUCCCCCACCCCGACCCUGGUUUUCUUUGUAGAAAUGUGACCUAUUUGUUGUAUGGAACUUUAGUGAACUAACCAUUCAUCAUGAUUGGGGAUGGGUGAAUCACCUACAAAAGUGGCCCUUUCUGCUAUCCCCCUUUUAACCCCAAAGCUGGCAAGCUACUGCUUUUGAUCAUCCUGGUCAGAAAGUAGAAAUAUGGGGUGAAAAACGGUAGUGUUCUGAGUCCUUCCUAAAUUCGCACAUUCUACAACUGGCUUGAGGAAGUUCUCAUCUUUCAAGAUCCUCAGGCCAGUCAUUUUUCUAGACCAAAGAUUUCUAGACAAAGCUCUCAGCCGGCAACUGGAAGGUUGGCUACUCCAGCUGAUGACAUUUUCAGAAACCUUGGUGUUUCACCCAUCAUCAAACAUGAUCUCCCUUAUGACAAUUCUGUCUGUAUAGACUCCAUGAAUAGUAUGUGUAAUAAUGGUCAGCUUUUAUAUAUUCAUUUUAUCUACAGAAGUCAAACUUUUAAUUAGCAUUUUAAUGAGUCUGGUCCAAUUCUGUCCAAGUACAUGAGAUGUCGGCCCUCUGGAUAGCGAGGGGCUCAGUUGCGAUUGAAACACCAUUUUUCAUGGUUUUUCAAGCCAAAGGAAUGCACUGUCUUCACCAUUUUUCCUCCCUAGGGAGAUGCCCCAGAUUGUGAGAUCUUAAAGAAUAGGAAGAAAAUAAUUGGUGGAGCAAAAAAAAGAGAGAAAAGAAAAAUCUUUGGAAUCAAAGGACAGGCCCUGGGAUAAACCUUAACUGGAAUGAACUUGAUCAAAUGAAUGAGUAGCUUUUUCUUCUGAGAGAAUCCAAAGAUCAUAGAAUGUCAGAGCUGGAAGGGACUUUGAAAAUGAUCUAGUCCAAGCCUUUUUUCUACAGAUGAGACACUUGAGGUUCAGAGAUGAGGAAUAACUUAUCCAAUAUCCUACAUCGUUAGUGCUAGACCCAGAUCUAGAACUUAGGUCUCAUGUCUCCUAUUUACUAAUCCAGGUUUUUGUUUUUCCUCUUCCCCCACCACUCUACCUCUGACCCCAUGGUAAUGAUGCUUGGUACUGAUCUGAAGUUUCUCUGGAACAGUACAACUCUAUCUCAUUACCUUCUUAUCUGCUACCACCAAAUAUUAUUCAAAAUUGGAUUAAGAUAAAUGGAAAUCUUGGAAAGGCUCUUUAAGAACAUAAAACAUGAGAGAUGAAAAUGUUCCCCCUAUAAUCAUAUAGAGAAUUUUAGAACUGAAAGAACCUUUUAGGUCUUGGAAUGUAAGAGCUAGAUGGGAUCUCAGAGAACGUUUUUAUAGAAGAGAUUUAUAAAGGAGGAAGGGACUCAUUUAAGGUUUCCCAAGUUUCAGGCAGAGCUCAGACUUUAAUAAUUAUUAGUGUUCCUAUUAGAAGAAUUUGGGGAGAAAUAGAUGGUUCAAGGAGUAAAGCACUGACCCUGAAGUCAGGAGGCUCUGAGUUCAAAUGUGGCCCAGAUACUUAACACUUACUAGCUAUGUGACUGAGCAAGUCAUCCCCAAUUGCUUUGCCAAAAAAAAAAAAAAAGAAGAAGAAGAAGAAGUUAUACCCCUCUAGAUGAGGUAAAGAUGGUAAAGUUCUAUCCAGCUCACAGAACAGACUUCUUAUCUACCAAAUCUGUCAAGAUGGGAGUUGAAUUAAGGGGGCUUUUUCUCAAUUUGUGGAAAGGAGAAUUCUACAUAGCAAACAAGAAAAGGCGUUUACUUCUGGCACUUCCUCAGACUGAGAAGCCUGGCAAAGUCUAGAUGGUAGUCUAGUGUAUCCGUUAGGACAGGUAAGCUUUCAAGAACUGCCGGUAGAUUCUGAUCUACUGUUGGGGAUCUCUUCUGAUCCUUUAGGAUCCCUCCAGCUUGGCAAGUAUUGUGAUUCUGUGAUUGGCCAGGUGGACUUCUCUUUGAAGCUGAGAUUUAUUCACUUUCUACCCUCUGGAGGCUCAUUCACUUCCACAAUCCUGCCAGUCAUUGUAACUAAAGCGCCCAAGCAAUUAAUCAGCUUUUGAAGAAAUUGGAAUAAGCAAUAUAUUUAAGGUCUAAAUAACAGCCCCAGUGACGAGGAAAAUGUGAGUGCUUAAAAAAGCCUGAGAAACAUUUGAAGAAAAGGGUAACAUUUGAGGGUAAUGACUGAAAAGUCCCCCUUAGCCUUUCCUGUUUAUUUGUUUUGAUAUGAGGUGCUGAAUAUAAUCUACACAGCUCCAUAUGUGUGGAACUGUCCAUAGUUCAAGGCCACUGCCCAUAAAAAAUAGCUAUACAACUGCCAGAUUUCUCCACAAACUCUAGGAUCACUUCUCUGAUGCUCCAUAUGGCUUUGUUUGAUGGGACCUCUUUGAAUUUUCUUUAACCCUUCUUGAACUUUGCUCCUUCUUCCUUCCAUUGGAUUCCAGUCCCAGGCUCCCCAUCUUGUCCCAUGGUCUCCCUACCUCUAGGGAUCUCAUUGCCUUCAACUCUACCAAGUCACUUCUCCCACUUAAGGCAACAAAUCUAAAUUGAUAAACUGUAUUGCUCUGAGUAUUCUCUUCAGUGCUAGGGGGCCCUAUGCCCACCACCUUUGCCUUCAGGGCUCCCCUUUUUCUCCCCGUGUUUUUAAGAUGUCAUGGACCCAUUAAUGGUCAUGAAAGACAGAAUGGGGAUAAAGAAGCAAAGCUUUUGAAACAGCCCCCAAAUAGCAUCUCCAGGUGUACUUUCAAUUGUGAGGGAGGGAAGGUCCACCUAUUAAGACCUAAAAUAUCUUCCCCACUGGACAUUCAUCAUUCAGCAAGGAUCAGACUCAGGACAGAGAAGCCUCCCCUACCCCCUACUCCCAAGUGGGGACCCAAGGCACAAAGCAAGCAUGAAACUGAACUGACAUAGAUCUCUUUUAGCAUGUGACCAGAUUUUAGGAAAUCUCAGUUUUGGAAUCAGAUUCUGUGUGGGUGUUGUAAAUAAUUUUGCGUCUGACAAAAAGUAAAAUAAAAACAGAAGGAAAAAAUGAAUUAAAAUAUACUCAAAUCUUGGAGGAUUUGGGGGCCAAUCAGACACAGAGAACUGAGGACUCUGAGGGCAGAAAACCACAAGAAAUACAGAAGGUGACCUUCCUGGGUACUGGAGGCAUCCAGGCCAAAUUCUCCCUGGAAAGCCUUUUUCAGUAGGAAGCUGUUCUUCAUUGUGGCAUUGUGAAUGUUACUACCGAUGCUUUCCAGAGUUUUGCUACAUCAGAUGUGACAUCUCGUCUGUGCAUUUGGCUUUUUAAAAAUGUGGGUUCCUUUAAAAAAAAAAUCAUAGCAACUGUGACUAUAUGAUUAGCACAUUAGAAAGUGGGGAUCUUCCUAUUUCCUCCUUUCAAACACAAAUCUGUCUGGAUAAUCUGAACUUUUUUAAAACUUUAAAGAUAUUUUUAAGACAUUUUCAGCUUUUUUUAAAUUAAAAAAAUCCACAAGAGACUGUUCCGAAAAGGAAUAUUUGUAUUUGAACAAGAUUUUUGGCAUGUAAUUCAGUCUUGCAGUAUACAAGCUUUGUGUAUAAAUGUUUGAUGAUAUGAAUCUCUGUUUGUACUUGGCAGGUUUUUUUUUUUCUGUUUUGCUUUUUAGAUAAUAUGUAUAUCGAUAUUUUUAAGUCAUCUUUGCUUUUCUUUUUUUUUAGAGAAGUUUGUAAUCACCUUAUAACAGAUAAAAAUAAACCUUUCCUUUAUAAAUCCAA
Messenger RNA from Antechinus flavipes (yellow-footed antechinus), 8812 nucleotides. RefSeq names its product solute carrier family 6 member 6 (gene SLC6A6). Gene Ontology annotation, molecular function: taurine:sodium symporter activity. The record is from RefSeq and is a predicted model, not a curated record. Bases 351 to 2210 code for a protein of 619 amino acids. NCBI's taxonomy places the organism in Eukaryota, Metazoa, Chordata, Mammalia, Dasyuromorphia, Dasyuridae. Gene Ontology annotation, cellular component: plasma membrane. Gene Ontology annotation, biological process: taurine transmembrane transport; sodium ion transmembrane transport; neurotransmitter transport. The transcript is spliced from 15 exons.